Molecule: messenger RNA, 1928 nt
Organism: Spirodela intermedia
Lineage: Eukaryota; Viridiplantae; Streptophyta; Magnoliopsida; Alismatales; Araceae
Source: the annotation of a GenBank genome assembly
AUGAGGCUAUCAAGACUGCUGCAUUUCUCACUUGGCGUGCCUUGAGGCAUAUUUUGACUGUGUUUUGUUCCUUUGGUGGUGUCAUAUAACGUGUCUGGCCGCAUAUCUGCUGUUCCACUAUUUGCACAUAAAAUAAUUUGAUCUGGGCAUUACUUGUGCCUUUUUUGACGCAGGAAGGAGGACGGCAAUAAUUGGCCAUCAGAGAGUCUGAAAUGCAAUGGCACAGUUGAUGUUGAUAUCUCAAGAACUGAAGUUGAGGACCAUAACAGAGGACAUAAUGAGAGCGUUUCCGUCAAGCUGCCGCUUUUCCAGAAGGGUGUCCUUCGUACCAACUGCAUAGACUGCUUGGACCGCACAAAUGUGGCUCAAUAUGCAUUUGGCUUAGCUGCACUUGGACGUCAGCUUCAUGCACUUGGUUUCAUGGAUGAACCAAAGGUUGAUCUAGAUGCACCUCUGGCCGACGACUUGAUGAGAUGUUAUGAGACAAUGGGUGAUACGCUUGCACUGCAGUAUGGCGGUUCUGCGGCUCACAACAAGGUAAAUUGUCUUGAUGAACUCUUUUAUUUGCAUAAUGAUGAUUCAAAGAUGAAUUUUCUCGUUGAGUUUGGCUGUUGACUGUUAAAUUCUUUGGUGUUCUUGCCAUUGCCAAAUUGUCCCCUUCGUUUUUACUUGUCUGGACUGUUUAACUGAGCAUGCAGCUCUUAAUUUAUAAUGUUAAAGUGGGCAAGAUUGCAUUUGCUUUCUCUUCGUAAAUGAAAUUAGAUCCGUGAAUUCAAAACCACGGGGUUGUGUGAUGGUUCUCCUCUGUUUUUCACAAAAAUAGCUGAGGCAACUUUCCUGAUCUUUCGUUCAAAGGUCUUCAUCACCCUGAAGCAUGUUUGUGGCAAUUUGCUUGAACUUCUUUCCAAUAGGUUCAAACGUCGACCUUUCCUUUGUUACUUAACCAACCGUGAUUCCUGCUAGGCUAGUUAGUGUGGGAUGUUCAUGCUUUAGAGAGGAAUAGCUGCUAACGCCUAUACGAUAUUCUGGUUGAAUAUUGUGCCAUUUUGUUUUUUUUUCUUUUCCAAACCGUUCAUUUCUCUCGGUUAUGCUCUUCAGAAUGUUCGUUUAGUGCAUACAAAAUUGCUUUACGCAUUUUUGGAGAGUUAUUUCUAGCGUCUUGGGUUGGAUUAAACUGAGAUAACCAUUGAGAAUGUCAUAUUUAAAAUAUUCAGUGCUGUGUAUCUUUUGUUAUUUGGAUUAAAUUCGUAGUGUGAAAUAGUUGGAAAUGCCUUGUAGCCAUUCAGAUACAUGGUUCUUUGGACUUGAAAAAAAAAAAACCCAGAGAUUUCUGAUGACUAUGGGUAUUUUUUUAAUAAAAGCUGUUCCAUUAACACUAAAAGAUGGAUCUAAACCUCAAGCUGUCAUCCGAAAAUUGACAGAAGUUUGAUCUUUAGCGCGGAACUUCAGGAAACAGAGGCUAAGGAUCUAUUGCAGCAAUUGGCCCAACUGGUGUGCUUCAGCCUAAGCCGCCUUUGUUGUUGCACUGUCUUUGGCUUCCAAGGGUAUCGAUUAGAGAUGCCUGCAUCUAAUCACAAUCAGCAAGCUCUGGUUCUUCAGACUAUUCUGUAUUGAGUUUAUUCAGAUUUAUGCAUUCUUAUUUACUUGAAAUAACAUCAAAUGAUGGUUAUUACCUUGUUUGAGCUUUCAAGGUUCAUCAUCUGAAUCUUGAAUAUCUUAGAAAUUUGGCUGCGGGAAGUCGAUCUCCUUCCUCAAAGCUCAAUUGUGCAACAACUUCAAUCCUCAUAACUUCUGAUGCCCAGAUAUUCUGUGAAAGAAGAGGCCAAUGGAAGGCGGCCACCCAGUCUCAGGAGUUCUUCAGGACGCUGCAACGGUAUUACAGCAAUGCCUACAUGGAUGCUGAGAAGCAAGAUGCAAUUAAUGUGUAA